GUCACUUAUUACUUUUUUUAAAAUAACUUAUAAAGUGUAUUGUUUAUAAAUAAUCGUAUAAAAUUGCCACAAAACGCGCAAACAAGUAAUAUAACAUACGUAAAAUCAGUGUGCACAAAUAGGAACUGAGAAAAGGUCUUCUGCAAAGCGGAUCUCAAAUUUUGAACGUGCAGAAAUGGACGCCGACGUCAAACAGAAAUUAAACGCAGCAUUCCAGCACCCUUAUCCCCUAUUCCAACAUAUUACAAAGUUGAGCAAAGAUAUUUACUACUCGGAUAAAUACUAUGAUGUGAAAUUUGAGUACAGACAUGUGGUCUUGCCGAAAAAACUUGUAAAGCUGGUGCGCAAAUCGCAUCUGAUGACAGAAUCCGAAUGGAGAUCAAUCGGUGUGCAUCAGUCGCGCGGCUGGAUACACUAUAUGAUACACAAGCCAGAGCCGCACAUUUUGCUAUUUCGGCGUCGCAAAACGGAGGAGUAGGCGUACAAAAACACUCCCGGCACAUACACACACACACACAAAUACAUGCAUACACAUUCACAACACAUCUUACAUAUACGUAUAAGCAUACAUGGAAGCGUUCCAGCUGACCCGACGGCGCAGCUGCUUCUGCGACUGCGCAAAUAGUGGUAGCUGCACAACUGUUGCGGU
This is a messenger RNA of Drosophila montana, 649 nucleotides long. RefSeq names its product cyclin-dependent kinases regulatory subunit-like. The record is from RefSeq and is a predicted model, not a curated record. The transcript has a single exon. Gene Ontology annotation, biological process: regulation of mitotic cell cycle. Gene Ontology annotation, cellular component: SCF ubiquitin ligase complex; cyclin-dependent protein kinase holoenzyme complex. Bases 176 to 478 code for a protein of 100 amino acids. NCBI's taxonomy places the organism in Eukaryota, Metazoa, Arthropoda, Insecta, Diptera, Drosophilidae. Gene Ontology annotation, molecular function: histone binding; protein kinase binding; ubiquitin binding.